CCAAACCAAAAAAAAGAAAAGAAUCUCUCCCUAAUAUCAUUAUCUCUCCUCUCUUCUCUCUUCUCUCUUCUCUCUUCGGCCGCAGGUCCCCGAUGGCGCCGUUGACUCAGUCUGUCCUCAGCCUCCUCUCCGCCGCUCUCCUCCUGGGCUUCCUCUCUGAUCCGGCCGCUGCUCGUCCCUGCAAAACCCUUUUCAUCUCCUCCUACUCCGUAUCCUUCCACCCCAAUUUCCCCGAUCAAAACAACCCUAACUCCGCAGGCACCGCCGGAAUUCUCACGAUUUUCACUGAGAUCCGGCAAUUUAACCCCCGUCCGCCACUCACCUUCGUCGACGCCGUCGAGGAUCAGCACCCGAUCGAGCGUCCGCCGCGAUUUGGCCUCGGUCUAGGGUUCGACUCCGACUCCCUCCGCGACCGCACCAAGGACGUGCUCAGCGUUGUGGUGGCGCUGCUCUUCGGCGUCGGCUGUGGCGCUCUCACCGCCGCAACCAUGUACUUGGGUUGGUCGCUCUUCUCCAACCGCCACCGCUACUCCGACUUCGAUUACGAUGACUUUGAGGAUGAUGACGUUGACAUGAGCCCUAAGAAGGUGGGCUAUGUGAAGAUCCCUCCUCCUGCUGAUGCCUCUACUCCCGUGGCAAAAGAGGCGGUAUGAGGCACAGAAAAAUUAGGGUUUUAAUGCUUAAUGCCUAGUGUUUUGCGUUUCUGAACCAGGUGCUAUUUGCUAUGUUAUUAUGAAUUAUAUUGCUAAAAAUGUGGGUACUUUUAUGGUUUUGUGUUUCUCAAUCACAUCUAUAACUAUGCUUUGUGUAUAUUUAUCAUCUAAUACAUUGAAUGCUUGUUUUAUUUAA
Molecule: messenger RNA, 849 nt
Organism: Vitis riparia (riverbank grape)
Lineage: Eukaryota; Viridiplantae; Streptophyta; Magnoliopsida; Vitales; Vitaceae
Exons: 1
Coding region: 93-653 (186 amino acids)
Source: RefSeq, a predicted model, not a curated record